UGGUUCUUCCCUUGCAAGAAAGUGGCUUCUCUUUUCCUCCAAGCGUUGCAUGGGUGGCCCCUUCUGGGAUCUGGACCUCAUAGCAUCUCCAGUUAGGGCAAUCUUAGCCUUGAGGCAUAAAUUAACUGACAACAACAAAGUUCCUUGUGCCCUGUUGGAGGCUUCCUUGGAGCACACCCAAAUCAAAGAUGGAAGAGGAAGACUCAGCUGCCCCUGAAUCAGGAAGAGGCCCCAAUACCAUUGAGACUGGGAGCAGUGGGGAAUUCUGGGAAAGAACCAUGCAGAAGAUCUCUGGUGAGGAGGACACCCUCAGCAAAGAUGUCCAGUGCCGUCGGUUCAGGAAGUUCUGCUACCAGAAGGCUGAGGGCCCCCGAGUGGUUUGCAGCCAACUCCACCAUCUUUGCCAUCAGUGGCUGAAGCCAGAGUGGCACACAAAGAAACAGAUCCUGGACUUGGUGAUCCUGGAGCAGUUCCUGGCUGUCCUGCCCCCAGAGAUAGCGAGCUGGGUGAGGGAGUGUGGAGCGGAGACCAGUUCCCAGGCGGUGGCCCUGGCCGAAGGUUUCCUCCUGAGCCUGGCAGAGGACGAGAAGCAGGAAGAGCAGCAGGUAAAAAGUCUGUUUGCAGAACUGGGCACUGAUUUCCCUGAGGCAGAGAAGGCUCCAUCAGACCCCAGGCAGAGGCCGCUGGGCGAUAAUGGCGUGAUACCUACUCAGGUAUCACAUCUCCAUCGCGGAGCGGAAGCAGCUGCUGUGGACCUGGAUCAGCAUUUAGUCACCCUCGAAGAUGUGGCUGUGUACUUCACAGAGGAGGAGUGGGCCCUGCUGGAUCCUGACCAGAGAGCUCUACAUAGGGAAGUCACGGAGGAGAAUUGUGGGACUCUGGCCUCUCUCGAAGGUGAUAAAUGGGAAACUAGGAAUAAGGAACAAUGUGGGAAAGAGACACAGGAAAGAGACAAAUAUACAAUGAAGAAAUGGCAAAGAAGGAAAACUGAAGAGAAGAGAAGGAAUAAAUCUUCUGUUUCUGAGGAUAGUGACUACCAUAAAAUUACACUCAAACAAUGUUUGGAAUGUGGAAAGAACUUCCAUUACAGUUCUACCCUUACUUCACAUCAGAGAAUUCACACAGGGGAGAAACCAUACAAAUGUAUGGAAUGUGGAAAGAGCUUCAGUCAGAAGAUACAUCUCACUAAUCAUCAACGAGUUCACACCGGGGAGAAACCGUAUAAAUGUUUGGAGUGUGGGAAGGGCUUCAGAAGCUGUUCUGGCUUUGCUUACCAUAAAAAAAUUCAUACAGGGGAGAAGCCAUAUAAAUGCUUGGAAUGUGGAAAGGGCUUCUUUCAAAAGGUUGACCUUUCUUCCCAUCAAAGAAGUCACACAGCAGAGAAACCAUAUAAAUGCCUGGAAUGUGGAAAGGGCUUUCGUCAUAUUUCUAGCCUAGCUUACCAUCAAAUAAUUCACAUGGAGAAACCAUAUAAAUGUUUAGAAUGUGGAAGGAGCUUCUGUCAGAAGACAAAUCUUGCUACUCAUCAAAUAAUUCACACAGGGAAGAAGUCAUUUAAAUGUUUGGAGUGUGGAAAGAGUUUCCCGUACAUUUCUAAUCUUACUACCCAUCAAAGAAUUCACACAGGGGAGAAGCCAUAUAAAUGCUUGGAAUGUGGAAAGAGCUUCACUCGGAAAAUACAUCUCAUUAACCAUCAAAGAAUUCAUACUGGGGAAAAACCCUAUAUAUGCUUGGAAUGUGGUAAGAGCUUCAGUCAGAAAUCAAAUCUCACUUCUCAUCAAAGAAUUCAUACUGGGGAGAAACAAUAUAAAUGCUUAGAAUGUGGAAACAGCUUCAGUAGCAAGAUGAGUUUUGUUGCCCAUCAAAGAAUUCACAUGGCAACAACAAAGUUCCUUGUGCCCUGUUGGAGGCUUCCUUGGAGCACACCCAAAUCAAAGAUGGAAGAGGAAGACUCAGCUGCCCCUGAAUCAGGAAGAGGCCCCAAUACCAUUGAGACUGGGAGCAGUGGGGAAUUCUGGGAAAGAACCAUGCAGAAGAUCUCUGGUGAGGAGGACACCCUCAGCAAAGAUGUCCAGUGCCAUCGGUUCAGGAAGUUCUGCUACCAGAAGGCUGAGGGCCCCCGAGUGGUUUGCAGCCAACUCCACCAUCUUUGCCAUCAGUGGCUGAAGCCAGAGUGGCACACAAAGAAACAGAUCCUGGACUUGGUGAUCCUGGAGCAGUUCCUGGCUGUCCUGCCCCCAGAGAUAGCGAGCUGGGUGAGGGAGUGUGGAGCGGAGACCAGUUCCCAGGCGGUGGCCCUGGCCGAAGGUUUCCUCCUGAGCCUGGCAGAGGACGAGAAGCAGGAAGAGCAGCAGGUAAAAAGUCUGUUUGCAGAAUUGGGCACUGAUUUCCCUGAGGCAGAGAAGGCUCCAUCAGACCCCAGGCAGAGGCCGCUGGGCGAUAAUGGCGUGAUACCUACUCAGGUAUCACAUCUCCAUCGCGGAGCGGAAGCAGCUGCUGUGGACCUGGAUCAGCAUUUAGUCACCCUCGAAGAUGUGGCUGUGUACUUCACAGAGGAGGAGUGGGCCCUGCUGGAUCCUGACCAGAGAGCUCUACAUAGGGAAGUCACGGAGGAGAAUUGUGGGACUCUGGCCUCUCUCGAAGGUGAUAAAUGGGAAACUAGGAAUAAGGAACAAUGUGGGAAAGAGACACAGGAAAGAGACAAAUAUACAAUGAAGAAAUGGCGAAGAAGGAAAACUGAAGAGAAGAGAAGGAAUAAAUCUUCUGUUUCUGAGGAUAGUGACUACCAUAAAAUUACACUCAAACAAUGUUUGGAAUGUGGAAAGAACUUCCAUUACAGUUCUACCCUUACUUCACAUCAGAGAAUUCACACAGGGGAGAAACCAUACAAAUGUAUGGAAUGUGGAAAGAGCUUCAGUCAGAAGAUACAUCUCACUAAUCAUCAACGAGUUCACACCGGGGAGAAACCGUAUAAAUGUUUGGAGUGUGGGAAGGGCUUCAGAAGCUGUUCUGGCUUUGCUUACCAUAAAAAAAUUCAUACAGGGGAGAAGCCAUAUAAAUGCUUGGAAUGUGGAAAGGGCUUCUUUCAAAAGGUUGACCUUUCUUCCCAUCAAAGAAGUCACACAGCAGAGAAACCAUAUAAAUGCUUGGAAUGUGGAAAGGGCUUUCGUCAUAUUUCUAGCCUAGCUUACCAUCAAAUAAUUCACAUGGAGAAACCAUAUAAAUGUUUAGAAUGUGGAAGGAGCUUCUGUCAGAAGACAAAUCUUGCUACUCAUCAAAUAAUUCACACAGGGAAGAAGUCAUUUAAAUGUUUGGAGUGUGGAAAGAGUUUCCCGUACAUUUCUAAUCUUACUACCCAUCAAAGAAUUCACACAGGGGAGAAGCCAUAUAAAUGCUUGGAAUGUGGAAAGAGCUUCACUCGGAAAAUACAUCUCAUUAACCAUCAAAGAAUUCAUACUGGGGAAAAACCCUAUAUAUGCUUGGAAUGUGGUAAGAGCUUCAGUCAGAAAUCAAAUCUCACUUCUCAUCAAAGAAUUCAUACUGGGGAGAAACAAUAUAAAUGCUUAGAAUGUGGAAACAGCUUCAGUAGCAAGAUAAGUUUUGUUGCCCAUCAAAGAAUUCACAUGGGCGAGAAACCAUAAAAGUGCUUAAAGUGUGGAAAGAGCUUCAAAAGAAGCACAAACUUUCAGUGUGUUAUCCAAGAAUUCACAAAGGUGGGAAGCCAUAUUAAUACUUGAGUAUAGAAAAAGCUUCAGUAAGAAGAUACAGCUCAAAGAAUUCUCACGGGAAAAUCAGUCUAAAAGCUUGGAACCUGGAGAUGCUUUUGUCACAGUUCUUGCCUUUCUCCCCCUCAAAUAAUUUGUACAGGAGAGAAACUGUGUAAAAGCUUUGAAUGUGGAAAGAACUUCAAUCACAGUUCUAACCUUCUAUCAAAGAACUCACACCUGUUUGGGGGGCAUUAAAUACAUUGGCAGUAAGAGCUGUUGUCUGUAGGUCUGGGACAGACCUCUUCAAGGGAAGGGGUGGUAUUAUAGGACUGGAGAUUAGACUGCAUGUAAGCUGUGAGUUGCUCCCAAGCCUGUGGUUUUACAUCUGUAUGGUGAGAUUCUGUAGUGGAAGGAACUUGAAGUUGUCGAACCAGUCUCUUUGUUACAAUGGUCCUAGUUAAGUUUGUUAAGCAUUUGUUUGCAUGACAAAAGGAGUUGGCCAAGUACAAAAAAAAAAAAAAGUACAAGUACAAAAGAGGCAGACUCCUCCACAGAAUCGUUGUGGGUGGUGAUACCAUGCCCCAGGAGGGACUUAAUACUGGGAACGAUCUAUCGUCCCCCUGAUCAAAAUGCUCAGGGAGACCUUGAGAUGAGAUAUGAAAUUGAGGAAGCAUCCAAACUAGGAAAUGUGGUAGUAAUGG
This is a messenger RNA of Rhineura floridana, 4408 nucleotides long. Its product is annotated as zinc finger protein with KRAB and SCAN domains 7-like. Gene Ontology annotation, biological process: regulation of transcription by RNA polymerase II. The coding region runs from base 189 to 3641 and encodes 1150 amino acids. Gene Ontology annotation, molecular function: DNA-binding transcription factor activity; RNA polymerase II cis-regulatory region sequence-specific DNA binding. NCBI's taxonomy places the organism in Eukaryota, Metazoa, Chordata, Lepidosauria, Squamata, Rhineuridae. The transcript is spliced from 11 exons. The record is from RefSeq and is a predicted model, not a curated record.